CUCACAUUUUCAAGAUGGCUGCUUCCAUCACAGGAUUAUUAAAACCUUGGACACCAAGAGUGUUUCUGGUGAGAUGGAGCAGAUACAACCCUUACUAUCUGGAGCCAGAGGUCAGGAAGGAGGCCUACAGCAAACCAGAGACAGAGCUGAGUGCUGAGGAGAAGGAGCAGCAGGAGCUCAAAGUGGUCAGACCCAUCAAAGCAGCAACAAAUUCAGUCUCCAGCUCAGUUUUCGACGACCCAGUCAUCAGUAAAUUCAUCAACAUGAUGAUGAAACAUGGAAACAAGGUUUUGGCUCGAGAGAUCUUCAUGGAGACCAUGGAGAACAUAAAGAGGAAACAGGUGGAGAAAUACCACAAAGCUCCAGAUGGGAAGAAAGAAGAGAUUGAGUGUAACCCCUACGCCAUUUUUCACCAGGCUAUGGAGAACUGUAAGCCUGUUGUUGGGCUGGCCACCAUACAGAAAGGAGGAAAGAACUACCAGGUGCCCAUCCCUCUUACGGACAACCGACGGCGCUUCCUCGCCAUGAAAUGGAUGAUCACAGAAUGCAGGGUCAACAAACACAGACGCACGCAUUUGUAUGAAAAACUUUCCCAGGAACUGUUGGCAGCCUGUGUGAAGGAGGGUAACGUUGUCAAGAAGAAGUUUGAGCUGCACAAAAUGGCCGAAUCCAACAGAGCUUAUGCUCACUACCGUUGGUGGUAGAAAGAAACUCUUGGGACUGAAACGCUGCCGUUUCAAAUGUUUCUUCAGAUUGACAGACAUUGCAUUGGCCACAAAGUGUCAUGGAAGAUUCAGUGACAUGUUUUGUUGCUCAAAGCGCUGUUGGAAGUUGUGAACACCGUAAAAAUCCUUUGGUGGAAGGACUGUACUGUAAAUAUAUUGGGUAACAAGGAUUACUUUUCGUAUUGAGAAACUGCAUUCUGUACAAUAAUAGUGCUCAGUUGUAUUGUUAAUUCACACCCAAUAAACACACAUAAAAGUGGUUUAAUGAAAAACGUCCAAGAUUUAUUAGAACAAAUAAGUUUGCAAUAAAUGUACAACCCAACCGUGAAAAAUGGAAUUGAGUAAAAUGUAAAAAAGUUGCAACGGUGUAAUAAAAUAU
Molecule: messenger RNA, 1104 nt
Organism: Chelmon rostratus (copperband butterflyfish)
Lineage: Eukaryota; Metazoa; Chordata; Actinopteri; Chaetodontiformes; Chaetodontidae
Gene: mrps7
Product: mitochondrial ribosomal protein S7
Exons: 5
Coding region: 15-704 (229 amino acids)
Biological process (GO): translation; ribosomal small subunit assembly
Cellular component (GO): ribosome
Molecular function (GO): mRNA binding; structural constituent of ribosome; rRNA binding
Source: RefSeq, a predicted model, not a curated record